CUAGCUCUCUCGCCGUCCUCUCAGUGGUAGCGCGGGGACUCGCUGAGAGCGGGCACCGGAGCUUGUCGGGCGUGGUUACGGGUUCUUGUCGAACCCGGGCGGAGGACCUCGCGCUAAGGCGGAAAGGGCCGUGGUGACUCUAGGAGGGAAGGAGCGGGAGCGUGGAGACGGGUCCCUGGAUAGGACCGGCACUCGGGCCGUGUUACGGAGGCCGGGUGAUCAGCGCAUGGCUUGUUAGAAAGAGAUCACUCAACAGAAUUAAACAGGAAAUUUGCUAGAAUCAAGAAUGAUGGAUCCGUGUUCAGUUGGAGUCCAACUUCGUACCACAAAUGAGUGCCAUAAAACCUACUAUACUCGUCACACAGGUUUCAAGACUUUGCAAGAAUUGUCAUCAAAUGAUAUGCUUUUACUUCAACUCAGAACUGGAAUGACACUUUCUGGGAACAAUACAAUAUGUUUUCAUCAUGCAAAAAUUUACAUUGACAGAUUUGAGGACUUGCAGAAGUCAUGUUGUGACCCCUUUAACAUACACAAAAAACUAGCCAAAAAAAAUUUGCAUGUAAUUGACUUAGAUGAUGCCACUUUUCUGAGUGCAAAAUUUGGCAGACAGCUUGUACCUGGUUGGAAGCUUUGUCCAAAAUGUACACAGAUAAUCAAUGGAAGUGUGGAUGUUGAUUCUGAGGAACGGCAGAGAAGAAAACCUGAUUCAGAUGGAAGAACUGCUAAAGCUUUGAAGUCAUUACAAUUUGCAAACCCAGGAAAGCAAACUGAAUUUGCUCCGGAAACUGGUAAAAGAGAAAAAAGAAGGCUUACCAAAAAUGCAGCCUCUGGUUCAGACAGACAAGUGAUACCAGCUAAGAGCAAGGUCUAUGACAGCCAGGGUCUUCUGAUCUUCAGUGGAAUGGAUCUCUGUGACUGCCUUGAUGAAGAUUGCUUAGGGUGUUUCUAUGCGUGUCCUGCCUGUGGCUCUACCAAGUGUGGAGCAGAAUGCCGCUGUGACCGCAAGUGGCUCUACGAGCAAAUCGAAAUCGAAGGAGGAGAAAUUAUUCAUAAUAAACAUGUUGGAUAAUUUGCGCUAUCAAUUUAUGGGAUCUUUAAAGUACUUCCUCUGUUUCUAAAAUUAUGUCAUUCUUACAUUUUUAAGUUGAUUACCAGAUGAUAGAAAUUUGAAAACCACCUCAACAUGCACUCAAUGUGCACUAAUACUGUAAAUUUAGAUACGCUAUUUCAGCAGUCACUUGAAGCCUGUCUGCCUGGGUCAAUGUAAACAAGUAAGAUAUAGGCAGGCCUCAGUUUGCACAAUUUGCAUACCCACAAAUUUCGAUGACAAUGAUUUUGUUAACACCAGUUCCCUAACAGCCUGCUCAAAUUUCCGUUACCACACUAUACUAACUCUGAGUAAUUACAUGACGUACAAAUUUGCGAGCUCUUCAGUCCACUCCGAGUAACAGAUGUUUUUCGUGAUCAAUGGCCAAUCACUACUUUUCUCAUUCUGCUGGAGGUUGGUUGCUGCACAUCUGUUAAUCAGUUUGUUCACAGACAGCAAAGCAUAUAGGUGUAUUAUUUCCUUGUCCCGCAUGGGACAUCUUACAAAAGUAGAUAAUGAAAAGAAUGGGCAAAGAACUGAAAAAUGAUAAUGCCAGAAGUAAGAUUGGAGUCAAACAUUACUGGAGUUGUAGAAGAAACUGCCGAUAAUGGGAAUGUUGACACUACUUUUCUAGAGCCUCUAGGUUUGCCGCCAAAGGAAUGUAAGUGCAUGUGAUGAAAAGGGUGACUGUGUCCCAGAGGAAGUGAUGGUAAAGAAACUUCACGUUAAAGGAAAUUACAGAAAUAUUUUACAGCAUUGGCAGUACAAAUGAUGAAAUAGUGGAAAGUCAUCCAAACUUAAAGUAUGGCAAUGUGCCGUGGUAUAAGUUAUUUGACAAAAAAGGCAAGCACUGUUCAAACUACUCUUGUUUUUUUACAAUGAAAUAAAACUAAUUUUCAGUCUUUCUAAUGUUUUAAAUUACAGUAUACUAAAUCAAUACUUUUUUACAAUUUUUUUAUUUACAUUUUAACUGAACAAUAAUUUUUCCCAUUGAUUAUAAAGAAAGGUUUCUUUGAAUAGCCAGUUUUUAUGGUCCUAUACUGUCAACGCAAUGCAUGGACUGCCUGUAGCUGAGAACAGUACCCACUUGAGGAAAAAUUAAUUUUGGUACAGCUAAGUAGUUGAGCGUUAAGUUAUUUGGAGAAUAAUCUACAUAUCUGUUAAAGUAUGCCAUUUCUUCUUCCCACUUAAGCUCUUCAAAAAGUUUACUCUAAACGUUCAUUGUUUAGACAAUGUAUUCUUGAAAUAUGUUCUUUGUGGAAACAAUCUUACUCUAUGUAUAAAGCACAAAUAUAUAUAAAUAUAUAAACAAUACUGAUUAGGAAUAAAAGGACUAAAAAAAAGACUCCUUACAGGAGUAAUAAUAAGAAAAGGUGGAGAAACACUGGUUGAAACUAAAUUAUUUAAAAAUUGAAACGAUGUUGGAAUUUGAGUAUUUGGAGAACGAGAGUGGAUGUAAUUUCUCUCUGCCUUUUAUAAACAGCUACCUGUUAUUCUAAAAUCUUCCAUCAUCUAGGAUACUGCCACUAAACUAGGUUUUUUUGUCUUUCCUAAAAAUUGUACUUAGUUUAAUCAAAUGAGCUUUAAACAACUUGAAAUAUAUUUUAGCCAUUGAAACUAUAAAUUUGUACAGCCAGUUUUAUUGACCAAUAGAGGUUUAUUUUUACUUCUGUACAAUUUUAGUACCUCUAAAAGACUGGUUUUAGUUGACUGGCAUGCCAUUUUCAACCACAAAAUUAAGUGUCAUUUUUAAGUUAAAAUUGUUCACUGACCUAUUAUCAGAAGUACAGUUAUCAGUUCCUUGAUUUAUAUGUUUCAACAGAGCACUGGCAAAAAAGAAUAUUUUAGCUUUACAUAAUAAAGUCAGAUGGUAGAUUUCUGAAUUAAGGAAACACUUUCUUAGAAGGGACUUAAACAUAGACUCCAAUUUUACCUGAACUUCUAGGAUCAUUAGAACUUCUUAAUUGCAUUACUAUUACCAUUUUUGUUGCUUCUAAUUGUUAUUUAGUAUAUUACUUAGGCUCUUCAUAGGGACAGAUUAAAAUCUUAGAGAUUUUUUUUGUUUAAAAUGAGUAUCUUUUCAACAGAAUAAAUGACUUUAAAAUUCAAAUUGUUAUAUUUCAGCAUUACUUAGAACAUUUUGUGUUAUUUUUCAAAGAAAAUUUCUUGGAUAGCAGUUAUGCUAAUAAUUUGUGUAUUAUGCUUAUUUAGGAGACCAAAUUUUUAGUGAGCAUGCAAAAGGUUUAUAGAGAAAUACCUGAUUUAGAGUAGAUUGUUAAU
Pteronotus mesoamericanus is the source of this 3367-nucleotide messenger RNA. It is a transcript of the gene ARL14EP, whose product is annotated as ADP ribosylation factor like GTPase 14 effector protein. The transcript has 4 exons. Gene Ontology annotation, cellular component: intracellular membrane-bounded organelle. The coding region runs from base 287 to 1069 and encodes 260 amino acids. The record is from RefSeq and is a predicted model, not a curated record. Lineage: Eukaryota; Metazoa; Chordata; Mammalia; Chiroptera; Mormoopidae.